AUGGGCGACGCGCACGAUGACACGUCGGACGCGCCCAUGAGAGCCGCCAUCGAGUACGACAACGGCAAGACCCUCAUGGCCCGCGGACCCCAGGCGCUGCACGACCACGUCGCCUCCCGAAUGGAGAAGGCGCUCGGCAAGAACCUCCCGCAGAUGGAGGUGCGCUUCAAGGACGUCUCCAUCUCCGCCGACGUCAUUGUCAAGGAUGAGAGCAACGUCAAGACCGAGCUCCCCACCUUGGUCAACGUCCUCAAGUCGAGCAUCCAGGAGAUGCGCUCCAGCAAACACGUCGUCAAGAAGCAGGUGCUCAAGAACGUCAGCGGCGUCUUUAAGCCCGGCACUAUCACGCUCGUGCUGGGCCAGCCGGGAUCGGGCAAGUCCUCGUUCAUGAAGCUGCUCAGCGGCCGCUUCCCCAACGACAAGAACGUCACCGUUGAAGGCGAACUGACGUACAACGGGAUCGCUUCCAACAAGCUGACCAAACAGCUCCCUCAGUUUGUAUCGUAUGUCAACCAGCGAGACAAGCACUACCCGUCGCUCAGUGUCAAGGAGACGCUCGAGUUUGCGCACGCCUGCUGCGGUGGAGGCUUCUCCGAGCGCGAGGCCCAGCACUUGGCUGGUGGUUCCCCCGAGGAGAACAAGGCCGCGCUCGACGCCGCCAGGGCCAUGUUCAAGCACUACCCGGACAUCGUCAUCCAGCAGCUCGGACUCGACAACUGCCAGAACACCAUCGUGGGCGACGCCAUGACGCGCGGCGUGUCCGGCGGAGAGCGCAAGCGCGUGACCACGGGCGAGAUGGAGUUCGGCAACAAGUUCGUCAUGAUGAUGGACGAGAUCAGCACGGGCCUCGACAGCGCCGCCACCUUCGACAUCAUUACCACGCAGCGCAGCAUCGCCAAGAAGUUCCGCAAGACGGUGGUCAUCUCGCUGCUGCAGCCGUCGCCCGAGGUCUUCGAGCUCUUCGACGACGUCGUCAUCCUGAACGAGGGCCACGUCAUGUACCAUGGUCCUCGCGCCGAGGCGCUGGGCUACUUCGAGAGUCUCGGCUUCAAGU
This is a messenger RNA of Phytophthora sojae, 1054 nucleotides long. RefSeq lists its product as hypothetical. Gene Ontology annotation, molecular function: ATP hydrolysis activity; ATP binding. The transcript has a single exon. Lineage: Eukaryota; Oomycota; Peronosporomycetes; Peronosporales; Peronosporaceae. The record is from RefSeq and is a predicted model, not a curated record. The annotation marks the transcript as partial.